Mytilus californianus (California mussel) is the source of this 1489-nucleotide messenger RNA. Its product is annotated as epidermal differentiation-specific protein-like. Gene Ontology annotation, molecular function: structural constituent of eye lens. The transcript has 9 exons. The record is from RefSeq and is a predicted model, not a curated record. Gene Ontology annotation, biological process: visual perception; lens development in camera-type eye. Lineage: Eukaryota; Metazoa; Mollusca; Bivalvia; Mytilida; Mytilidae. The coding region runs from base 88 to 1182 and encodes 364 amino acids.
UUCGGAACUAAAAUUUUGUAUAAAUACUCUCAGUGGUAAAGCAUUUAAAACAGUACACUGGGCUGUCUUAAAAGGAUAAACUUUACAAUGGAUUCAAAGGUAACGUUGUACGAACACGAUUUUAAAGGAAAGAGCAAAGGUUUUACAAAAUCAUGUCCAGAUUUAACAGUGGAUGGCUUCAACAACAUCACUUCAAGUGUUAAAUGCGAAAAAGGGGUGUGGAUUUUAUACCAGGAAAAAAACUACAAAGGACAAAUAUUUGUCAUUAAAGAUGGUGAAAAAUAUGGUUAUGAUAAGUUCAAAGGCUAUUUCAAUGACAAAGCAUUAUCUUUGAGAUUGUUAGACGAAAAUGAUUUCAAUGGAGAGCCGGAGUGUACAUUGUACAAACAUGGGAAUUAUACUGCACCAACUCUAACUUUCGCUGAUGAUGUAAAAAGCCUUAAAUGCUACAAUUUUGAUAAAAUGACGUCAUCAGUUGUGGUGAAAAGUGGUGCGUGGGUUGGAUUUACUCAACCGAAUUAUGAUGGAUAUCAAAGUCUGUUUCUGAAAGGGAGUUAUAACUUUUCGGAUGCACCAAAUGAUAAAGGUGGAUUUAAGAAUGACGUCCUGUCUUCUUUCAGCAAAAUCAUGCUGAAACCAUCAGCUCCGGGUAAGAUGAAGCUGCUAAAGAUUGAUUAUGACCAGGAGGAAGCAUGUAUCAGCAAGACUCCCACAUCCGUCUUUAGAUGGAUGCAGGUGAACAGUGGUUCGGUUGUUCAGACUGUACCAAAACAAGAAGAAGUAACCAUUAAAAGAGAAGCAACUUACGAGUUCAAAUGGGACAGAGCAGCUAAAGUAUCUGCAACAUUGACAGCAAAAACUCAAAUUCCGUUAGUUGGUAAAACAGGAAUCAGUAUGAGUGCUGAUAUGUCCGUUAGUAUGGGCAGUACUGCAGGAACUAAUAAGUCAAAAGCUGAAGAAUGGGCUCCAGAAUAUCCGUCAAAAAUCAAACCAUAUACUAGAGCUACAGUAACAUCGACAUUGACCCAAGUGAAUAUCAGCAUUCCAUUUACCGCCCUAUUGUGUUACGAAGCCGACACAGAACGCACAAUAAUAGAAAAGGGCGUGUUUUAUGGAACCCAGUACUUUGGUUUUCACAGUGAAUCCAAGGAAACAAAAGAACCUACACUAAAGCCAAAAUAAACGUUUUGUCUCUUCUGUGAUUUGGCAGUGGUAUUUGUAUAUCAAACAAUCGUGUCUGUUUGUUUUAAAGAUUUUCUCUGAUUGUGUACUACUUAUGUGUUUUUACUAUCUAUGUAGGUCAUAUGAAAGUAAUCAGAUAUGUUAAUGUAGAUGUUUGUUUUGUUUGUGUACUUACUAUGCUUUUCUACCUGUGUAGGACAUUCAAAGUAAUCUAUGUUUUAAAUAUAGAUGUUUGUUUUGUUUGUGUACUAUUCGUGUUUUUUUCUAUCUAUGUAGGACAUUAAAAGAAAUCAGCUUUUUGAUUGUA